Messenger RNA from Suillus bovinus, 1762 nucleotides. RefSeq names its product Pkinase-domain-containing protein. The record is from RefSeq and is a predicted model, not a curated record. The transcript is spliced from 7 exons. The coding region runs from base 223 to 1464 and encodes 413 amino acids. Gene Ontology annotation, biological process: protein phosphorylation. Gene Ontology annotation, molecular function: cyclin-dependent protein serine/threonine kinase activity; ATP binding. Gene Ontology annotation, cellular component: nucleus; cytoplasm. NCBI's taxonomy places the organism in Eukaryota, Fungi, Basidiomycota, Agaricomycetes, Boletales, Suillaceae.
GCCUAAUUCCUCGAAGUGACUCGAAGGCACCUCGAACUACUAGGAAGUCAGCACUCACGCCAGCCCGACAAAACUUUCCGUUCUUGGUAUUUACUGUCUAUCGUUGUGUGAAAAAGGGACAGGAAGGGCCUGCUCACGAUCUUCUCAUCCGAGUUUGUUACGUUCUACCGUUCUACGAUAUCCUAACACCCAAGGUAAUCUGCUGCAGUGGCGGGACCAACGAUGAAUUACAUUCAGUUAGAGAAACUUGGCGAAGGUACAUACGCCACCGUCUACAAAGGUCGUUCGCGAACGACUAAUGAGAUCGUCGCACUGAAGGAGAUACAUCUUGACGCAGAGGAAGGGACACCCUCCACCGCCAUCCGUGAGAUUUCCCUCAUGAAGGAACUCAAGCAUGUCAAUAUCGUCCGCCUCCACGAUGUUAUACACACGGAGACAAAGCUCGUCCUUAUCUUCGAGUACUGCGAUCAAGAUCUUAAGAAGUAUAUGGACCAGCACGGCGAUCGCGGAGCGCUUGACCCUAUGACCGUGCGAAGUUUCAUGUACCAGCUCCUGAAGGGCACAUCAUUUUGUCAUGAGAACAGGGUCUUGCAUCGAGACCUGAAGCCCCAGAACCUUCUUAUUAAUCGCAAGGGCGAGUUGAAGCUUGGUGACUUUGGUCUGGCACGCGCAUUUGGCGUGCCGGUGAACACAUUUUCCAACGAGGUUGUCACACUAUGGUAUCGUGCACCAGAUGUACUUCUUGGAUCACGUACAUACAAUACAUCAAUUGAUGUGUGGUCCUGCGGUUGCAUCUUCGCGGAGAUGAUCUCUGGAGUGCCUCUUUUCCGUGGUCGUGACAACCAGGAUCAGUUACUUCAUAUCAUGCGCAUUGUCGGCACGCCAGACGAUCGAGUCCUGAGGAAAAUAGCGACUGAAUCACCCGAAAUUACCCUAAAGCAAUACCCAAGAUACCCAAAGAUUUCCUUUGCCCAAGUGCUUCCUAAGGCUUCUCCACAAGCCCUCGACUUACUUGAACGUCUACUUCAAUUUGAUCCCGCCAAGCGUAUGACGGCCACUGAAGCCCUUUCGCACCCUUACUUUACCUCCACCGUGGCCCCUACAUACGGCCCGAGUUCAACUCCAGGGUCAAUGCCACCCCCUCAAUUCAAUUUUCCUCAUCCUCAUGCACAUGCACAGCAACAGCAACAACAGCAGCAGCAACCCCACAAUCCAAUCCCUCCACCAGGGUCGUCGUCUCAAAUCUCAAUAACCCCGUCGUCAGUCUAUCCACAUGGCCAACAGCAGCCCAUGUACAGUAGUCAAGACGCUGCAAGGAUGCAGGCACAAGUUCAAGCCCAGGCCCAGGCUCAGGCAAUGGCUCAGGCUCAGGCACAUGCCCAUGCACAAGCUCAUAUGAGUCAACAGGUCGCGCCUGGAUACCCUGGAGGGUUUCCUGCGCAGUAUCAGCAACAUGCACGAUAGUACUGCAAGGUUUCUGAUGGUGUAGAAUUUUUUUAAUGUAUUCGAUGUUUCGCCCCUUUGCCUUGUUCCUGUCAUAUGUAUUGUCACCUCGGGGAUAGAAGAAUGUUGUAAUCACUAGUCUUGUAACACAGCACCUGUUUUUACGUUGCAGCCACGAGGAGUAGUCUAUCAUGUCGGUUAGUCCCACAAGGAGAGGUUCCAAAAGAGAGUUGCCCUUUGUAAUUCACAGCAUCUCUGAAGUUGGAGGAUCAUUGAAAUUGAUCUAGAUAGGACAAGUGUCAGGCGGAGCACACGUUUG